AUGCACAGGUUUGGAACCCAUUGUAGUUAUAUCUCAGGACAUGACCAACUAGUAGGUCUUGGAACUCAAGUCAUUUCUUAUACUCCGCCAGGCGACUUACCCAUAGACUCUCCAGCAUGUCUCUUCUUUCCUCAGUCUAUCCGAAAGGAAAUAAGUGGAAUACGUCAAUUCUCCAGUGAAAGUUUCUACGAAUAUUGGGGGAGAUUUAAGCAAUUGGUGGAGAGUUGCCCUCAUCACCAAAUUCCCGAUCAUCUUCUAAUUCAAUAUUUUUAUGAAGGAUUGUCUGAGGCAAAUAGAAGCUUGGUGGAUGCAGCUAGUGGAGGUGCUUUGUAUGACAAAACUCCUAGCGAAGCACGCAAACUAAUCACAACCAUGGCGGCUAAUAAUCAACAAUUCGGUAGUAGAAACGACAACCCCCCACGAAGGCUAAACGAAGUAAGUACUUCUAUUAAUGAACAUUCAGAUAAACUUACUUCUCUUGUUGAAAAGUUUAUAGGGGGAAGCAUUCAACAAGUCAAGAUUUGUGGGAUAUGUACAUCUUCGGGACAUUACACUGACGCUUGUCCUAGACUUCACGAAGAAUCAACCGAACAUGCUGACAUCGUUGGUGGAUUUUCUGGGCAAGAACAAAGGAGAUAUGACCCAUUUUCCAAUACAUUUAACCCUGGAUGGCGAGAUCACCCAAAUUUGAGGUAUGGCAAUCAACCUCAAAACUUUCAAAGGGUUCCACACCAACAACCACCACCACCACCUCAAACCAAUCCUAAUAAUGGUAUGCCCCUAGAGGAUAUCGUGAAGACACUCGCCUUAAGCACCCAACAACUCCAACAAGGAACUCACAAGUUCCAACAAGAAACCCGCUCGAGCAUACAAAAUUUGGAAUCCCAAAUGAGCCAAUUAGCCUCCUCCGUCAGCCGCUUGGAGUCUCAAGGUAAGUUUCCCUCCCAAACUAUUAUUAAUCCUAACCAAAACGUUAGUGCUAUUAACUUGUGCAGUGGAAAAGAGCUACAACUCGAAAAUAGCACUAGGCAUGGGGAUACACAGCAGGACAAAAUAGAGGAUGCACUCGAAAUUCUUCCAAAACAAGCUGAAAGUCCAACCAAGUCAGCGAGGAAAGUCCCAAGGUGUUCAUGA
Sesamum indicum (sesame) is the source of this 1134-nucleotide messenger RNA. RefSeq lists its product as uncharacterized. The record is from RefSeq and is a predicted model, not a curated record. NCBI's taxonomy places the organism in Eukaryota, Viridiplantae, Streptophyta, Magnoliopsida, Lamiales, Pedaliaceae.